This is a messenger RNA of Sebastes umbrosus (honeycomb rockfish), 1038 nucleotides long. RefSeq names its product coiled-coil domain containing 189 (gene cfap119). Bases 152 to 961 code for a protein of 269 amino acids. The record is from RefSeq and is a predicted model, not a curated record. The transcript is spliced from 9 exons. NCBI's taxonomy places the organism in Eukaryota, Metazoa, Chordata, Actinopteri, Perciformes, Sebastidae.
CGAGGUAGCCAAACAGGAAGUGAUCCCGCUGCAUUCAAGCCUGUUUUGGUCAAUGCAGGUUUUGCUAAAUACUUUUACAUGGUAAAAACAACAACAAAGAAACAAUGGCUUGAUAACUUUGAUUUCCAGCUACAGUUAGAGAAAUAAAAAAAUGGAUACGAAAACAACGGUGCCACAGGCCCUAAAAGCUAAAUUGAUGCUUUGGACAGAUGUAAGCUACCAUGACAUGGAGGAGAUUGACAGAAUGCAGUCCAUUCCUGAUCUGGAGAGCGCUUUAUGCAGUGUGUUCGAAGUCGAACUUCCUGAACCGAGAAGAGGAGUCCUGCUGGAGCUGUAUAUCCAGGCUGUGCUUUUUUGCAGAGAGUGCAACUUUAAAAAAGAGCAAACUUCGGCUCUCUUGUCCAUCAUCAAGUCCAUCCAUGAGGUUAACAUAGAAACGCCACUCAACGACAUAGAACAGUGUUUCAAAUACUGCAAGGAGCUACUUCUCUGUCACUCAGUCAGGCGACCCCCCUUUAGCAUCAACCUCUUCAGCUCUGAGGAGGUGGACCGCGUCUUAAAGUACAUCUAUAACAGCUACAUGAGACACUACAAACUCUACAAAUAUAUUUUCACUCCACAGUUUAAACUUGAUUUGUCUUUGACUUACUCUGGAAUGCCAGACCAGGAUGAUCCUAACAUGGAGGAUUCUUCUGCUCCAGAUGUGAUGACAUCUGGUGAACCAGAAACAGAGACAGACAGCUCUCCUCAAACACAGGAAGCAUCCAUCGACGAAGAGCCAGAGGGGGCCGCACUCGAUUCAAAAUCAGAACUGAAGGCACUGAUCGAGAAAGAGGUCAGAGAGCAGAUGACGCUCGUGUCUGGACAACUAGAUCAGCGAAUGAAAGACAUUGAAAAUCAGCACAACAGCCCACCAAAUUCUCGACGGUCCAGCCACAAGGCCAAAAAAAAUAAUGGAUGAGAAACGCUGAUUUUGAAUAAGCGCUCACACAAAAUACCACAAUUAAAGUUCAAACAUUAGUUUUAUUGUCAAUAAAA